Molecule: messenger RNA, 2245 nt
Organism: Gallus gallus (chicken)
Lineage: Eukaryota; Metazoa; Chordata; Aves; Galliformes; Phasianidae
Exons: 7
Coding region: 521-1546 (341 amino acids)
Cellular component (GO): centrosome
Source: RefSeq, a predicted model, not a curated record
GCAUCCUGAAGGAGCAUCGGGCAGAGAGCAGAUGCAUCUGGAAGGGAUGAGCUCCCACGUGGCUGUUGCCAAUGCGGGGCGUCCUGCUGCGGUGAAGCGGGCCAAGAUCCAAUUCUGGGAGGAUGGCCCCGCGACACAGCGUGACUACAAAAUGCCAGAGGUCACCGCCAAAGGUACGCGGGUCCACUGCCAGCACAGGAGCAGAGCUGCCAGCAAGUCCUGGCACUGAGCGGGAGAGCCAGCACGGGGACCAUGUCAGGGCUGUCUCCCUUUGGGGCUGGGGACAGUGAGGACACUUUCCAUCUGCCACCUCCCUCCCGCUGCGAGGCAGUAGGAGCGCCGGGAAGCGGCAGAAGCAGAGUGUGACCCGCUUUUCCUCUGCCCUCCAGAGCGAGUUGCCGUCUGGGAUGCGGUGGCCGUCUACGUCCAGGAGCAGCUCCUGCUACGCAAGGGGGUCCGAAUUCCCACCUUCGGUUCCUUCAGCAUCGUCUCCGAACGGAUUGAGGCUGAGGAUGGAGCCAUGACUCUGCAGUGGCCUGCGUUUUGCCUGGCCAGGAACCUUGCGGGCAUCCACAACCUGAUGGAGAGCGACCCACCAGGCCAUAAGGAGGUGCAGCCCCUCAAGUACACUGAGGUGGCCGCGGCCGCAUCUGUGACCUGGCAGACUGGGAAGGCCUGCAUAUUUGGCACCACGUCCCUCGUUUCCCACUGCCUGAGGAAGGGGGAGAACAUUGCCUUUGUCCUGAAGGACAUAGGAGUGCUCCUCAUCGAGGGAACGAGAGUUCAGAUGAAGUUCUACUACGACUUCCUCGAGAGGAUCAGCGGGAAAGAGAACCUAGAGAAAGUUGUUUUCAAGGUGCCCCGGCUGCGGGACAUGGUGGUGUCCCGGGUGGCAGCUGUAGCCUCCCUGACGUCCUGUGGCCGAGUCAUCGUCUUUCCCAGGUUUCGACGGGAGUUUGUACCCAAACCACCACCCAGGACAGCCCGCAAGGCCUGCCAUGUCCCAUUGCCACCUCUUGACCAGGGCAAGAAAGAGGAACUUCCUGAAUUGCCACCCCUCCCCAGCUGGAUCCGCGUUACCUUUCUAGUGAAAAAACAGCCUGAGAAGGAAACAAGCGAUGUCAAGAAGAAGGCCAGUCAGCUGCCAGCAGUCCCGGGGGCGUCUUCUGCCAAAAAGCAGCCUCAGAAAAAAAAGAAGGGAAAAUGCUCUACCAAAAGCAAGGCGGCAGAGAUGGCUCCAGCAGAGGCAGCGCAACCUCCAAGUGGCAAAGAAGAAGAACACGGCGCGGUGAAAGCCCCCGCUGGAGGAGGAGUGCCGCAAAAGGCACAGGCCAAGCUCAGAAAGCACCGUGGAGCCCCAGCCCUGCAACAAACACCACUGGCAGCCCUAUGGUCCUCGAGCUCUGAGACCAGCCUGCCCGAGGAGCGCACCUACAGCGCCUCUGCUGCGGUGCCAGUGAUGCACAGGAGGACCAGAUCUCUGCAGAGUCAGCCACCAAAGACCAAAGCGGGGCUCCCCAGGCGGGGGAUGUCCUGUCCAUGCUGACCAGGGCAUGGGGUGCCCAGGAGAAGCAGAGCUCCACCUGAGGCUGCCAAACAGGUGCGCGAUUCCUCUCUGUGCCAUUCCUGGGGGCCUGUCUGCACCCUUCUUUGGUUUUGGCUCCAAGUUUGCUUUUGGAGGCACUUCUUGCCAUAAGACUGACUUAGCUAGGAGAUGACAGGUGGGUGUGGCAAUCAGCAUCACUUGGUGGACAAUUUUACAUUUGAAAGCAUUUCUUUGCAGCUGUUUGCCUUUGGCAGAGAGUGCUGACGAGAGGUUACUUGAGGAAGGUGUGGGCUGUGACCAAAAACUCCAGCUUGGUAUAGGAGAACUGAGGGAACAACGCCAUCGUAUCCUGCAAAAAACAGGAUGCAGGUGGGCACCUCCCUGCUCCCUCCUAUCUGCUGGCAAGGCGUGGGAGAUGGGGACAAAGGAGUUUCUGCUGAGACCCCAAAGCCACAAGCCGCCACUCCAAAGAGAGCUGACCGUUGUCGUCAACUGAACAACGACCCCUGAUGACCCAUCACUACUGUAGAUCGACGUCUGAGCUACGAACCACGCUGGACCUGUGGUGGUGACUGUCUCUCUCUUGCUUCCUACAAAGACGGCUUGCUUUUAUUUGCUAUCUUUUCUAUCGCCCGUCUUCCCUUCCCCAUCUCCUUAAACAACUUGGGUUUGUAAUAAAGCGGACGGGCUAACAUUUAA